This is a messenger RNA of Drechmeria coniospora, 855 nucleotides long. RefSeq lists its product as uncharacterized. Gene Ontology annotation, biological process: protein localization to kinetochore; kinetochore assembly; attachment of mitotic spindle microtubules to kinetochore. Bases 1 to 855 code for a protein of 284 amino acids. The record is from RefSeq and is a predicted model, not a curated record. NCBI's taxonomy places the organism in Eukaryota, Fungi, Ascomycota, Sordariomycetes, Hypocreales, Ophiocordycipitaceae. Gene Ontology annotation, cellular component: kinetochore. The transcript has a single exon.
AUGGUGGCCGCCGACGCCGUCGAGGUCCUCGAGACUCUGCGGCGGCUGCAGUCCAGGGAGGAAAUUUCCAUCAUCAAGCUCAGCGAGCCCAUCGGCAGCUUGACGUCGACGGCGGCGCACGAGGGCCAGCGCGCCUCGGACGCGUCCAACGGCUGGCCCGAAGGCCCGACGGCGGCGAGCCUCGAGGCCGACCUCGCGCACUACGCGGAGCUCUUUGCGAAGCUGCGCUUUUCCUACGUCGAGCAGGUGACCAAGGAAAAGUUCAUCCGGGCCAUCGUCGGCGACCCGCCAGUCAUCGUCACGGCCCAGGACAACGUCGACCUCGAGCGGGCCAACGGCGAAGCCAAGGCGCAGCUCAAGUCGCUCAAGCUCGACGUCGCCGCCAUGGUCGCCGAGCUGGAGAGCACGGGCCGGGCCUUGAGCCGGCGAUACGAGCGCGUGCGGACGGAGACGGCCCAGCUCGAGGAGCUGCCCGGCAAGGCGGACGAGCUGCAGACGCGGGUCGAGGAGCUGCGGGCAGCCCAAGCGUUGGCCGGAUCGGACCCGAGCCUCCGGCUGCCGCUCGCGAAGACGGUCGACCUGGCGGCGAGGCGCAGGGCGGAGCAGCAGGCGCUCGCGCGGGAGCUCGAGUCGCUGCAAGCCAAGGCGCCGCGCAAGCAGAAGGAGGCCGAGAGGCUGCGGGCCGAGCUCCAGCCGCUCGAGACGAAACGGCAGACGAGCGCGGCGGCGGCGGCCGAGGCGCGGAGGAGGAAGGAGGCGGCCAUCGGAGGCGUGGCCGACCAUCUCGAGCAGCGGGCGCGGUGGUGGCGGGCCAGCGAGGGCGUCUUGAAGCAGGUGCUGGACAUGAACGGCUGA